GCAAAAAGUUACACAGAGGGAGACAGAAAGCCCUUGACUCAGGCUGUUCCUCCCUUGCCCCACUAACAACAAUUUCCCCUCCAUUUGCACCGCGACAACAAUUCCCCUCUGCAGCAACAAUUUUGCUGGUCGCGUGUGCGCAUACGCUAUAGUCCACUGAACCUCUAUUUUUGUUUUUCCCCCGAAAAGCUGCUCAUCUCCCGUUAUGGCUUCCGAGAAUAAAGCCACUGUGGAGACCGCCGCCAUCACGGAGGGCGUCCAGAACUUGCAGACUCCCUCUGCAGAUGGCCCCUCCAAGAGCGCCUUGAAGAAGGCCGCCAAGCAGGAGAAAAUGGCUGCUGAGAAGGCCGACAAGGCUCUCAAGCAUGCCACGACAACUCAGGCCAAGAAGAUUUUGAAGAAUCAGCCCAAGGCCAAGGAGGGUAAAGACACCAAGGACGAUGAGAAGAAAAUUACUGUUGGCAAGGACGAAGACUUUGCUGGCUGGUAUCAGCAGGUCUUGACCAAGGGAGACAUGCUCGAUUACUACGAUGUCGCUGGUUGCUAUAUCCUCAAGCCUACUUCAUUCUUCAUCUGGGAGAGUAUCCAAAAUUGGUUCAACGAGAAGAUCAAGAAGAUGGGCGUCCGAAAUUGCUACUUCCCCAUGUUUGUCUCUUCCAGAGUGCUCGAGCGUGAGAAGGAUCAUAUUGAGGGUUUCGCACCUGAGGUCGCUUGGGUUACCAAGGCCGGCAAGAGCAAUCUCGAGGAGCCCGUCGCAAUCCGUCCCACCUCCGAGACCGUCAUGUACCCCUACUACGCCAAAUGGAUUCGCAGCCAUCGUGACCUCCCUCUGAGACUGAACCAGUGGAACUCGGUCGUGCGAUGGGAAUUCAAGCACCCUCAACCUUUCCUCCGUACGAGAGAAUUCUUGUGGCAAGAAGGUCAUACCGCCCAUUUGACCGAGGAGGGAGCCGCUGAGGAAGUCCUGCAGAUUCUUGAGUGGUACGCGGGCGUCUAUGAGGAACUUCUCGCGGUUCCUGUUAUCCGUGGCCGUAAGACGGACAAGGAGCGGUUUGCCGGCGGUCUGUACACUACUACCGUUGAAGGUUACAUUCCUACGACCGGCCGUGGUAUCCAGGGUGGUACCAGCCACUGCUUGGGACAGAACUUUAGUAAAAUGUUCAACAUUACCGUUGAGGAUCCCAACACCAAGGACGGCGAAAAGGGUCCCCCGCUAUUCGUCUGGCAGAACUCGUGGGGCCUGUCUACCCGUACUAUUGGUGUCAUGACCAUGAUCCACGGUGACAACAGGGGCUUAGUCCUUCCCCCUCGUGUCGUCGAGAUCCAGGUGGUGAUUGUGCCGGUCGGAAUCACCAACAAGCUGAGCGAGGAUGAGAAGAAGAAGCUCUAUGAGGAGACUCGCGUUUUAGGCGAUAAACUCCGCGCCGUGGGCGUCCGCGUCGAGGUCGACGACCGUGACAGCUACUCCCCCGGCUGGAAAUUCAACCAGUGGGAGCUCAAGGGCACCCCGCUCCGCCUUGAGUUUGGUCCUGGCGAAGCCAAGGGUGGUUUCGUUACCACUUCUCGUCGUGAUAUUCCUGGAAAGGAUGGUAAGGGAUCAAUUGCUCUCUCCGACCUCGAGAAGGAGGUCCCUGCGCUCCUCGAGACGAUCCAGGGCGACUUGUACAAGCGCGCCAAGGACGCGUUUGACUCUCACGUCAUUCAGGUUACGGACUGGAAGGAUUUCGUUCCUGCGCUCAACAACAAGAACGUUUGCUUGAUCCCCCACUGUUUGACCGAAGAGUGCGAGGACCAGGUCAAGGACCUCAGUGCCCGCAAGGACGAGGGCGACAACGUUGCAGAAGAUGCUCGUGCCCCGUCGAUGGGUGCUAAGAGUUUGUGCAUUCCGUUCCAGCAGCCCGAGGGUGUUGUCAAGGGUGAAACGAAAUGCACCAACCCGCAAUGCUCGAGAACUGCUGAGGCCUGGUGCUUGUUUGGCCGCAGCUACUAAGCUUGUGUCAAUCUAUUGAAAGGAUGUAUGCAUGACGACCAGCAUGAUGAUGAUUGGUGAGAAGCGGCGCAGAUAGAAGGCAUGGGGCUCUGGGGGAGUUAGAGCGCCAACGCAUUUACGAUAUUUCUUUUCUUAUUUUAGCCAAUCAAUUCUCGAAGGCUAGAUGUGAGCUACGAAUGAUAGCUUUUAGAAUGCAAUUUUUCUGAAACAAAGACGAUUUUGGGCCUUGAGAUUUUUCUUUGUCUACGGAGUAUGCGGAAGCUUUGCGGAAGUCUGCGGAAGAAUAAAACAUGG
This is a messenger RNA of Xylona heveae TC161, 2284 nucleotides long. RefSeq names its product prolyl-tRNA synthetase. Gene Ontology annotation, cellular component: aminoacyl-tRNA synthetase multienzyme complex; cytoplasm. Lineage: Eukaryota; Fungi; Ascomycota; Xylonomycetes; Xylonales; Xylonaceae. The record is from RefSeq and is a predicted model, not a curated record. Gene Ontology annotation, molecular function: proline-tRNA ligase activity; ATP binding. The coding region runs from base 206 to 1990 and encodes 594 amino acids. The transcript has 4 exons. Gene Ontology annotation, biological process: prolyl-tRNA aminoacylation.